AUGGUUCUUGAAAAUAAAGUGGAUAAUCAAGAUAUCUCUGAAAUUCCCAGUCCAACAAAAGCGUCUGGAAUUGAGAAUAGAUUGAGAGGAAAUGAUGACCUUAACCAAAUGUAGAAAUCUAAUCGGAAGUACAUGAAGGUGACAUUGCAGACUAAAUAGCUGCUCUAUUAAAUGGUUCAGAUGGAAGGGAUAAAAAUAAAGGAAGUAAUGGAAGAUAUAAAACUUACAUAGGCUGCCAGAAUUCUUGGUAUCAAGUAUGCAACAGCCAAAACGAUAGUGUAUCACAGAAGACAAAAGCGAAAGGAGAGGGGGAAGUGCGGGCUGCGAAUGUGUGGUUAUACUGAAUUGGUGGAUAAUCGUGUUUCUCGUUUGCAGAUAAUUUCGAUAACUGGGAACGAUGCAAAGUAAUGCAAGGAGUACAUUCUGUGA
Paramecium tetraurelia is the source of this 429-nucleotide messenger RNA. RefSeq lists its product as uncharacterized. The record is from RefSeq and is a predicted model, not a curated record. The transcript has a single exon. Lineage: Eukaryota; Ciliophora; Oligohymenophorea; Peniculida; Parameciidae.